AUGUGGAUCACGGCGUGGGCUUUGCCCUUCGCCAUUUCCGCCACGCAUGCCCUCCAUUGCAGCGCGAUAGCUACGCUGCCGAGGAUUUCGUCACGAGGAAACCCGGGCGCCAGUGUGAGGAAGGCAAUUGGCAGGAACAGGAGCAGGAGCGGCGCCUUGAAUCAUGCCGCAGUUGCAGCAGCUUCUCCCCGUAGGCCGCCGCUGCAAGCCCCCUUGACCGUUGCGAUCCUCCUAGAGUCUCUUGGAGACGUACCUCAGCGGACCUUGCGGCACCUUGCUGCAAGCCCUCCGGCUUCCCAGCUCGAGCGGACCCUGUCCGGGAGCGGUGCUCGAGCGUCGCGAGCCCAGGCGAAGCUGCGAGGGCUGCUGGAAGCGGUGAAAUCGGUAGUGGUUGGGGGGCAGGAGCAGGAUGAUGGCCUUGCUUCUGCUGCUACGAGGGUGGUGGCAGGGUGCCCAGCGUUGUUGCUGCUCGACGGGAAGAAAUUGCUGGACCGGGCUACGCAGCUUCGAGACAUGGAAGGAGUCACGGAGGAGACUGCCGCACAGCUGGCGGUCGAGUACCCGGGAUACUUCACCUUGCCACCCGCGGCGAGAGCGAGAAUCGGAUUCUUCGUGGGGCAGGUGGGGCUAACGGCGAAGGAUGUGGGUCGGCUGGCGAAGCGACGUCCGGACGUGAUAGAAAACAUCGGCGGGGGGCAUGUUCACCGACUCGUGGACUUGUUGUUGGAAGACCUCCACAUUGGCAAGGCGGCGCUUUCACGGAUGGUUCGGCGCCAGCCUGGGCUUCUGUCUCUCGGCGUGUCCGGGCACGUCCUGGAAGUGACGGAGUUCUUCAAGAAGGAAAUGGGGCUCAAGGCAGACCAGAUUUCGAAGAUUUACUGCUCGAACCCGCACGUGCUCUGCCUAAGCCUCGAGAAGAACAUCCGGCCCGUGGUGGACUGGCUUGGUGCCCCAGACCCCGAAGCGCAGCAGCAGCAGCAGCAGCAGCAGCAGCAGCAGCAGCAGCGCCGGGAAGGUUCACCUUCUUAUUCGGGAGCAAGAUUCGAAGCAAAAACCCGCCCGUCGCCGUCGAGCCAUCCCCCGCCGGUUACCGCUGCGACAAACGGAGGGGGCGGCGGCGGUUCCGCUAGCGUUCGACUAACGAUAAGCUCGUCUGGUUUGGACCGGAAGAGUGGCCGAGACCGCAUCGCUGCCGCCACCACCGCAGGAUUCCCAGAUGACGCGGGAGAGUUGACGCUAAGCAGGGCAGGGAGAGAAGAGGUUGCGGCGGUAGGGCAGGGGGCUGGCCCGGAGCCGCAGCGAGCAGAGUCAACGCUGGCGGUGCCGGUGUACAAGGAGGGGGGUGGGUGGGACUGGGGGCUAGGGUUUGGCCGCGAGGAGCGCGGGAAGAUCGUUUGCAAGCAGGGGGACCUGUUGUGGAAGAGCGUCGUUGGCAACCUCGCCAAGUCGGCGGCUUGGUUCGUUGAGGAGGUCGGGCUGAGCUGGGAUGAGAUGCGCAAGGUAGUGGAAAGGUCGCCAUCACUUCUGUGCCUAAGCGCGGAACACAACCUAGAGCCCAAGCUAGCGUUCUUAGUGAACGAGCUCGGCUUGGACCCUGGGUCAGUCAGGAAGACAAUCGUCAACCAGCCGUCGCUCAUGACCCUGAGUGUUACCGGCAACCUCCGGCCUAAGGCGGCCUUCUUCAGUGACGAGCUCGGCGCGAACGAGCGGGACAUUUCCAACCUCCUCAACCAGUGCCCUCGGGUCAUGAACGCCAGCGUGGAGGGUCGGAUACUGCCGAGAAUGCAGGCGAUGCGGGCGGCGGGGGCCCCGCCGGCCUUCCGCCACCUCCGCGCCCUCUGCAACUACCCGGAGGACAGGUUCUCGGCCUGGUUGGAGAGGAUCGUCUUGGACGCCGAUGGUUCUUCUUCCCCGGCGACGGCCUUCUCCGCAGCGUCUCCGCCGCGACCGCGGCCAGGAAGACGGCUGGGCGGCGACGCCGACGACCCCCCGGCAUCCAGCCUGAGCACUACCUCUCUAGCGGAGCUGGGCCUAACGUACGCCGCUGCGACUAGGAACGCCUCGCGGCGGCAGCGGCGGGAAGCGGCGGUAGCGGCGGGAGCGGCGGCGGGGGUGGCGGAGGAGCAGAGAGCGGCGUUUUUUUUUGCUCCUGGCAGAGCGGAGGUGAAGGCGCUGGUGCGAAAGCUGGCACGCGGGCUGGACGUCCUGGACUUGAUGUGCGGGACGGGGGGCUUCGCGCUCAACGCCGCUGCCGGGGGUGCGCGGUCUGUGAUAGGGUUGGUGGACCAUUGGCCAGAGGAGGGUGGGGUGGGGUGGGGCAUUGGCGAGGGGGAGGAGGUAGACAAGGCCGCAAGGGCAGUCCGCACCGCGACCAAGAACGCCCGGGCCAACGGCCUCGACGACACGGCGACGUUCUUGAAGGCCGACGUAGCCGCUUUCGCGAGGGCAUCGUCGUCGGCGGCGGCGGCGGCGGCGGAUGCGGAGGCCUCGGGGCCAGGCGAGAGGAAGUCGUGGGACCUGGUGGUGGUGGACCCGCCGUCCUUCUUGGCCAAGUCGGCGCGGUCCACGGCCAGAGCUGUUAAGGCUUUUACACGACUGGCGGAGAGCGUAGCCCCUGUGGUCCGUCCCUCCGGAGGUAUGCUGGUGGUCGUGUACGACCCCGUUGACGGUGUUUUCGACACACCGGAGGAGAUGACGGCUGUGUUCACCUCCGCCGCGUCCGCGGCCGGCGUGAGCUUGUCCCUGUCCUUGUUGGAAGCGCCCUCGGCCCGACCCCCCGCCACCGGGGGGGAAGAGAACGCCUCCAGCGGUAGUAGCGGCAACGGUAGUAAGAGUAGGGGUAGUUGUAUUGGCAGUACGAGCAGCAGCAGCAGCAGCAGCAGCAGCAGCAGCAGCAGCAGCAGCAGCAGCGAGAGAAAUAGCGCAAAAGACAGUGAUCGCAAUAAGAGCAAUAGUGGAACGGAGGGAUUCCUUGGGCUCGAAAGCUUGUCGCCCUCUCCUUCUCCUCCGACGCCGCCUGUGGCGAAGAAAGGAAGCAGUGGGGGAGCGACCGGCGGCAGCGAGGCUGCCGCAAGCAGCGGGGCGAGGCAGGGCGCCCUGCUUCGUUCUUCUUCGGGCCGUCGAGAGGCUACCGCCGUCGAAGGCGUGAUGGGUGGUGAGCGAGACGAAAUCGAGAGCGGCGGGCCGGCCGCCUCGUCGCCGCCCCCGUGGUUCGCGUUGUUUGUCUGCUCCAGAGCACCGCUAUCACCGCCGCCACCUGCCGAUGGCCGUACUCCGUAAUAUCGUGUAAGUGCACAGCCCCCUAGCAAUUCAAGCAGUAGUCCACGCAGGGUCUUUCGCGACCAAAGCUGGGGGGAAGCUUAACGAAGAGUUGUGCAUGAGGCAGACGUUCUCUCUAGAAAGCACGACGCGGCAAGCGCCGUGGGUUUACGAAUGGUGGGUAGCAGCACCUCUUGAUCCUGUGGAGUCGGCUGUAGUGACGAGAGAGCAUUGUUCAAGGGAAGAGCAUAGUUUCCAAGAGCCAGGGGAGGUUCUACAUCCGUGAUGUUUUGCACUUGGAGCCGCUCUCCUUGCUUUCGGGAGUGGGAAGGGGCCGGCUCUUGUAGGGUACGCCCCGAUAGGCGCGGCUGACAACCCUCGGUACCGUUUCCUCGCGUUUUUUUCGGACAGAUCGCUGCUCAUAAUUUUUUAGGAGCUCGUUGUCUAGAAGCACCUUCCCACGGCGUCAAGAGAGUCGCUCGUUGUUCUGGAACAACCCAAGGUGGCCAGCGAUGACCAAGACUAGAGUCAAAACUACAGGAGCGAGGGCGCUCUCUUUUGUAUCGCUCGCGUUCGA
Molecule: messenger RNA, 3835 nt
Organism: Ectocarpus sp. CCAP 1310/34
Lineage: Eukaryota; Phaeophyceae; Ectocarpales; Ectocarpaceae
Source: the annotation of a GenBank genome assembly